AUGGGUACAGUUACAAAGAAGAACAAGGAAAAAAGACAAGCAGAGAUGGAAAAGAUUAGAAAUUAUGCAGAGAAAUACCCUCUUGUUGCUGUGAUCGAAAACCCAGGGAUACCUAAUGUUAUACUCAAGAAGAUCAGGGAGGACUUUAAGGGGACGUCUAAGAUUCUGUUUACAAGAAAGAAGAUGGCAAGUGCUGUGUAUAACAUGCCUUCGAUGCCUGCAGAUUCUUUUUUCCUGAUGUUCGGAGAUGAAGGUGCUAUUGAAAAGGCAAAAUCGUAUGAGUACGAGGACUUUCUUGAAGAGAACGACAUCUGUCCUUCCCGUGUUGUUAUAGAAAAGCAGGUGGUAAGGAACAAGGAGAUGAUUGAGAUUUUGCCUGUGACCAUGAAAGAUGAGAAGAUGCAACUAAACGAGGAUUAUGUCGUUUGUGAAGCAGGGGAAACUGUCGAUGAAAGGAAGGCAAAGAUCUUGAAAUUCUUUGGAAAGAGGCUGAAAAAGAAGAAUUUAGUUGUGUUUGAUAUUGCAUCAACUUCAACCCUUUUGAAGUCCAAGAACGAUUAA
Encephalitozoon romaleae SJ-2008 is the source of this 561-nucleotide messenger RNA. RefSeq lists its product as hypothetical. Lineage: Eukaryota; Fungi; Microsporidia; Unikaryonidae. Gene Ontology annotation, molecular function: RNA binding. Gene Ontology annotation, cellular component: nucleolus; preribosome, large subunit precursor. The transcript has a single exon. Gene Ontology annotation, biological process: ribosomal large subunit biogenesis; nuclear-transcribed mRNA catabolic process; rRNA processing. The coding region runs from base 1 to 561 and encodes 186 amino acids. The record is from RefSeq and is a predicted model, not a curated record.